GACGUUGAUUUGGGGAGAAGAAGAAGAAAUGGAGCAAUCAGUUGUGGAUGACAUAAUCAAUCGUCUGCUUGAAGUUCGCAUCCGUCCAGGGAAGCAGGUUCAGCUAUCGGAGUCAGAGAUCCGCCAACUCUGCGUAGUUUCUAGAGAGAUUUUCUUACAACAACCUAAUUUAUUGGACCUCGAAGCACCCAUCAAGAUUUGUGGUGACGUACAUGGUCAAUAUUCUGAUCUUUUAAGGCUUUUUGAGUAUGGUGGAUUACCUCCUGAGGCCAACUACUUGUUUUUGGGGGAUUAUGUGGAUCGAGGGAAGCAGAGUUUAGAAACAAUUUGCCUUCUCCUUGCUUAUAAAAUAAAAUAUCCCGAGAACUUUUUCCUGUUAAGGGGAAACCAUGAGUGCGCUUCUAUAAACCGGAUAUAUGGAUUUUAUGAUGAGUGCAAGAGAAGGUUUAAUGUAAGGUUAUGGAAGACAUUUACAGAAUGCUUCAAUUGCCUGCCAGUAGCAGCCCUUGUUGAUGAAAAGAUUCUGUGUAUGCAUGGGGGACUUUCUCCUGACUUGCAUAAUUUGGAUCAGAUUAGAAAUUUACAGCGACCCUCUGAUGUUCCCGACACAGGUUUGCUUUGUGAUCUCCUUUGGUCUGACCCAAGCAAAGAUGUUCAAGGAUGGGGAAUGAAUGACAGGGGAGUUUCAUAUACAUUUGGUGCUGAUAAGGUCUCAGAGUUUCUUCAGAAACAUGAUCUUGAUCUUAUUUGUCGUGCUCAUCAGGUUGUGGAGGAUGGAUACGAGUUCUUUGCUAACCGACAGCUCGUAACAAUAUUUUCAGCACCUAAUUAUUGUGGGGAGUUUGACAAUGCUGGUGCUAUGAUGAGUGUUGAUGAGACAUUAAUGUGCUCUUUCCAAAUAUUAAAGCCAGCUGAUAAAAAAACAAAGCACAAUUUCGGAAGUACAGCCACUGCUAAGCCUGGAAACUCUCCAGCAGGUGUAAAGUCCUUCCUGGGUGCGAAAGUAUGAAAUUAAUAUUGGGGAAAAGGUUGCUGCGACUAUUGGCUGUCUUGAACUCCUACUGGUUGCAAGAAAAGGAAAGCGUAGUUCCAUUUCGUCUACUGUGAUAUUUCGGAAUUGUAAAAUCAAAGGGAAACACCAUCAUGAACUAUGUAAACCAUUGUUUUUUAUUGGUACAAAUUUGCAUUUCAAGAUGGAGAGCCAUAAAUCUCCUUGUCUUCGUUGUACACGAACAGUUUGUAUAUUUUCUGAAUUGUAAGCUUCUCAAGAGUAGAUGGAUACAUCCGGACCUGUUGCUGGGAACCAUUUAAAAAUGGUUACGAUUGGCAUAUGGAUGGCGGAUGAGGUGGUAAAACAGAAUAUGGUUGAAUCUCUUAUUUUCUCGUUUUGGUUAUCAUUUUUUCUUUUAGUGAGGAAUCUUGCUUUAAUUUGGGAUCUCCUACGAUUUUACUUGAUUUCCUCCGGAAACUUGAUUCGAGGCAUUGGACGGAAACAAGAAAGCUUCCCACCUGGCAGUAGUUUUGUCAUUUGUGAUAUUGCUUUGUAAUAGGAUCGCUUGAUUUGUCGUUCUCAAGAUGUUCUCGCUGUAGAACUGAGGGGCUGAAGGAGUAAUUAGACCACACAGUAACUGAAGAAAAAUGGGCUUUGACGCUGACUAAAGUUUAUUGUUCCCGUGGCUUAGACGCAGUUUUUAUCCAGCUUCUGCGUACCUUAAGUUAAGCUUUGUUACCACUAGCAGGGGUUCUUGCAUGUUAACAUUCGGUAAUGCUGCCCGCUGGUUAUUCCACUAUAUAUGAUUAACUAUGUGUUUGUCAUUUUUAACUUGGGUGGUUCCACUGUGAAGCAUAUGAAGACACUGUCCAUUUUUUCUUUCUCUUUUCCUGUGCAAUGGAAUUUAUGUAAAAUUGUGAGUAUA
Messenger RNA from Gastrolobium bilobum, 1916 nucleotides. Its product is annotated as serine/threonine-protein phosphatase PP1-like. The record is from RefSeq and is a predicted model, not a curated record. The coding region runs from base 29 to 1009 and encodes 326 amino acids. NCBI's taxonomy places the organism in Eukaryota, Viridiplantae, Streptophyta, Magnoliopsida, Fabales, Fabaceae. Gene Ontology annotation, molecular function: protein serine/threonine phosphatase activity. Gene Ontology annotation, cellular component: nucleus; cytoplasm. The transcript is spliced from 4 exons.